UUUUCACGCCGCGUCGAGCUUUCUUCGACCAGCGUAACGGCCUCAACCCCGACCUUCUCCUCUCAGCGGAGCUUUCGAACCUCUGCAUCCCACCGAAACUCGGAAUCCGGUGAUAAUAAAAAUGACGGAAGUUCUCCGGCCGCUCCGAAGCCUGCAGCUUUUACACCCAAGUUUGGUGCAUCCAAGCCUGUUUCCGCAAAGUUAGGCGCUCCGAAGUUUGGAAGCAAAUGGGGUCCUGGAACAUCGCAGCCGACGGGCCUGAGUGCGGCGGAGCAAGCAUUGCGCGACUCGCUGGUUGCUAGAAGCAAGCCGCCACCUCCACCAUCACCGCGCGCGCCGGAGCGUGAGCGCUCAUCGCAGCCUCUACGGAAUCAAAGAUGGGCUAAUCGCUCCCAUACGGAUUCUCCCGCUAGAGAAGAGAACCCUCGCGGUCUACAGCACCGACAGCGGCGCAAUGACAACCAGGAACCCUCAGGACAUCGGAAUAACUGGAAUAAGGAAUCUCCAAGGCAUCGAAACGACCGGGAGAGGAGACCACGACAAGGGAACACAGUGACGCGGAGCCCGACCGAUUGGGAUUGUCCAAGUUGUCAACGCAUCGUCUUUCAAAAAUACUCGAGUUGUCCUUUCUGUCAAACACCGCGGCCGCGUUUGCCAUCAGAGCAAGCACGGCCGUCGCGCGACAAUGCGGAGUCUGCCAAGUUCCGGAACCUGGGUCGCUCACUGCUGGCGGAAUCUGAAGAGGCCGCACCGAAAAAGAAGACAGCAGAUAUUAAAUCUAAGGAACCUUCGGCCAAGGCUGAGAAGAAAAUUGACCAAUGGUCUUGGGAUAUGUCUGCCCUGGAGAACCUAGAAGUGGGUGGCGUGGAAGAAGAUGUACCGCAAGAUGUGAAAAAGUCCAAACGUCGGGAUGGAGGGAAGCUGCGGGGAUCAGAGUCCGCAGAAUUCGAGGCCGAGGAACGUGAACAGCGGCGCGAGGCACGCAAGCGCAAGAAGGCAAAGGAAGCGAAGAAAGCAGAGGCGCGCGCCGCUCCUCAGCCUUUGUACCUCCCUGAAUUCAUUAGCGUUAACAACUUGGCCGAUGUCAUUGGCGUCCGGCCUGGUCAGUUCAUUGCCCGCAUGGAGGAGAUGGGCUUUGAAGAUGUCGAAUACAACCAUGUGCUGGAUGCUGAGACUGCUGGUCUGGUCGCUGCUGAGUACAACUACGAGGCUAUUUUCGAUACUGGAGCCGAUAACAUUGAGGCUGCACCGGUGCCAGAGGAUAUUUCUCACUGGCCAUCCCGGCCUCCUGUGGUCACCAUUAUGGGCCACGUCGACCAUGGAAAAACUACCAUCCUGGACUGGCUGCGCAAUUCAUCGAUUGCUGCGACCGAGCACGGUGGUAUCACACAGCACAUCGGUGCCUUCUCUGUGCCAAUGCCUUCUGGGAAACUGAUUACUUUCUUGGAUACCCCUGGACACUCGGCAUUCUUGGAAAUGCGUCGUCGUGGUGCCGACGUCACUGACAUUGUGGUUCUAGUAGUGGCUGCUGAUGACAGUGUGAAGCCGCAGACCAUUGAAGCCAUCAAGCAUGCAACCCAGGCCAACGUGCCUAUUAUUGUUGCCAUGAGCAAGAUCGACAAAGAGGGCCGCAACCCCGACCGAGUGAAGCAGGAUUUGUCGGUCCAUGGUGUUCAUGUGGAAGAUUAUGGCGGUGAUGUUCAAGCUAUCGGCGUCAGUGGUAAGACCGGUGAGGGUAUGCUUGAGCUCGAGGAGGCAAUUGGCGCUCUUUCAGAGAUGCUUGAUCAUCGGGCUGAAAAGACCGGCAACGUCGAGGGAUGGGUUCUCGAGGCUUCGACCAAGAGUUACGGCCGAGUUGCAUCGGCUCUUAUCCGCCGUGGUACGCUGCGGCCGGGCGAUGUCAUCGUUGCCGGCAACACGUGGGCUCGAGUGCGCACUUUGCGUAACGAGGCUGGCUUGACCGUCGAUGAAGCUACGCCAGGAAUGCCCAUCGAGAUUGACGGCUGGAGAGACCAGCCCGCUGCUGGCGCUGAGAUUCUGCAGACACCCACCGAGCAGAAGGCGAAGGAUGUUGUUGAGUAUCGCCUGGACCAGGUUGACACUGAAAAGCUUGGCCAGGAUAUGAUUGCCAUCAAUGAGGCACGACGAGAGCUCUCUGAGAAGCGUAGACUUGAAGAGAAGGCCGAAUCGGAUGACGUGACCAAAGCUGCUGCUGCACCGACUGGCCCGAAGGCGAUCAACUUCAUUAUCAAAGCUGAUGUCGACGGUUCUGCAGAGGCAGUAAUGAACUCUCUGGCUGCCAUUGGCAACAACGAAGUUUAUGCUAAUAUCCUUCGCUCGGCAGUCGGUCCUGUGACAGAAUUCGAUAUCGAGCACGCUGCUGCCGCCAAAGGAAGAGUCAUCUCUUUCAACAUGCCCAUUGAUCCCAACAUGAUGCGCAUGGCAGAGCAAGAAGGCGUACGGGUGAUGGACCACAACAUCAUUUAUAAACUCAUCGACGACGUCAAGGCUGACCUCAGUCAACACCUGGCACCCAAUAUCACCCAACGUGUUACUGGUGAAGCUGAAGUUGGUCAAAUUUUCGAAAUCACCAUAAAGGGACGUGAGAAGAUGUCUAUUGCGGGUUGUCGUGUGCGUAACGGUACAGUCAACAAGACCCGCAAGGUCAGAGUCCUCCGUGGUGAUGAGACUAUCUACGAUGGCACCAUGACCUCGCUCAAGAACGUCAAGAAGGACGUUACCGAGAUGCGCAAAGACACCGAAUGUGGUAUCGGAUUCGAAGGCUGGUCUGAUUUUGCCGUUGGCGAUCACAUCCAGUGUUACGAGGAGAUCCACGAAAAGCGCUACCUAUAA
Messenger RNA from Penicillium longicatenatum, 2853 nucleotides. Its product is annotated as translation initiation factor 2. The transcript has 2 exons. Gene Ontology annotation, biological process: translational initiation. Gene Ontology annotation, molecular function: GTP binding; translation initiation factor activity; GTPase activity. The annotation marks the transcript as partial. The record is from RefSeq and is a predicted model, not a curated record. NCBI's taxonomy places the organism in Eukaryota, Fungi, Ascomycota, Eurotiomycetes, Eurotiales, Aspergillaceae.